AUGCAUGAGAGCAAUGAGGUGGCCUUUGCCAACGUGAUCUUCACAAGCAAGAACUUAGAACCCGACACUCAGCAUCGGGGCCCUGCUGCUCAUUCGGAGAAUGAUCUUCCCGAGCAAGAGGAGGAAAUCCUGGGAUCAGAUGACGAUGAACAAGAGGAUCCAAAUGAUUACUGUAAAGGUGGUUAUCACCUUGUGAAAAUAGGAGAUCUAUUUAAUGGACGUUACCACGUGAUUCGGAAGCUUGGAUGGGGCCACUUCUCCACUGUGUGGCUAGCUUGGGACAUUCAAGGGAGGAGAUUUGUGGCAAUGAAGGUGGUGAAGAGUGCAGAGCACUACACAGAAACAGCACUGGACGAAAUCAAGUUGCUGAAAUCGGUCCGCAACAGCGAUCCAAAUGAUCCAAGUAAAGAGAGAGUUGUUCAGUUACUAGAUGACUUCAAGAUUUCAGGAGUUAAUGGUUCUCAUAUCUGUAUGGUGUUUGAAGUUUUAGGCCAUCAUCUCCUGAAGUGGAUCAUCAAGUCAAAUUAUCAGGGGCUUCCACUCCCUUGUGUCAAAAAGAUCAUCAAACAGGUUCUUCAGGGUCUGGAUUACUUGCACACAAAAUGUCGAAUCAUUCAUACUGACAUUAAACCUGAGAACAUUCUUCUGUGUGUUAACGACCAGUAUAUCCGCAGGCUGGCUGCGGAAGCAACAGAGUGGCAGAGAUCUGGGGCUCCCCCACCAUCUGGCUCUGCAGUGAGCACCGCGCCACAGCCAAAACCAGCUGACAAAAUGUCAAAGAAUAAGAAAAAGAAAUUGAAAAAGAAGCAGAAACGGCAGGCCGAGUUGUUAGAGAAGCGAAUGCAAGAGAUAGAGGAAAUGGAGAAGGAAGCAAGCCCGGGGCAGACGCAGCCUGAAGAGGAGGAAGAAGCUCAGAGCCCCCUGGAAAUGCUCAUAAAAGUUAGUCCACCAGAGGAAAAUGUCAGCAAAAAGACAGCUGAAGUCAUUGUACAAGAGCAAUCUAUUCUAAUGGAAAGCAGUGUGGAGAAAUGUGUAACAGAAAUAAAUUGCAAUGGAGUGAUACAAAUGACGGACUUCCCAGACUCCGGCAACCAAGGGUCUGUGCGACUUGAGGAUGACCUUCAUAAUGCCAAUGACUGUGGCGAUCACUCUCACACGCAGAAGGAGAACUUCCAUAGUUGUAGUUACAGUCAGCGUAAUGGUGACUCGGAGAACAGGCCUCAAGAAGCAAUGUCGGACUCGUUCGUGCCCUUAGUUUCAGAAGAUUCCAUGGUGUGUCAGCCCACGUCCAACGAAGAGAGAGCAUUCAAUGAUCAGGAGAUUAACCAUUUGCAGGAAAGCAUCCGGACAGAGAUACCUUCAGAGGACGAGAAUGAGAAUAAUAGCCCGUCAGACAACAAAGGAAAAUCAACGGCUGGGAAUUUCCUCCUUAAUCCUCUUGAGCCCAAGAAUGCAGAUAAGCUCAAAGUGAAGAUAGCUGACCUAGGAAAUGCCUGCUGGGUGCACAAGCACUUCACUGAAGACAUCCAGACAAGACAGUACCGAUCCUUGGAGGUGUUGAUAGGAUCGGGGUACAACACCCCAGCUGACAUCUGGAGCACGGCAUGUAUGGCCUUUGAGUUAGCAACAGGAGACUAUCUCUUCGAACCUCAUUCUGGGGAGGAUUACUCACGGGAUGAAGAUCAUAUUGCAUUGAUCAUAGAACUUCUGGGGAAAAUACCUCGCAAGCUCAUUUUGGCAGGAAAAUAUUCCAAGGAGUUUUUCACCAAAAAAGGUGACCUGAAGCACAUCACCAAACUGAAGCCCUGGGGCCUUUUUGAAGUCUUGGUGGAAAAAUACGAGUGGGCCCAAGAGGAGGCGGCCGCAUUCACAGACUUCUUAUUACCUAUGUUGGAGCUGAUCCCAGAGAAACGAGCUACAGCAGCAGAGUGUCUCAGGCACCCCUGGCUUAACUCGUAGAGGCUUCAACGCAAUGCCACAGCACUACACUCUGGUUUACAGCAUAGCGUACACGCACCCAGCUGCCCCUUCCCUUUUUGUUGGUUUUUUUUUUUCUUCCCUUGUUCAUUUUCAGUGUGAAGUUCUUCCUUCAAGGCUUCCAAGAUUUUAGAUAAACCUAACCUGCUCUGCUGAGUUUGCUUGUGUGACUCAAUGGGGACUCUCCUCCGCCAGUGGGGCGUCAUCUGUGUUUUGCCUUGAUUG
Charadrius vociferus (killdeer) is the source of this 2202-nucleotide messenger RNA. It is a transcript of the gene SRPK1, whose product is annotated as SRSF protein kinase 1. Gene Ontology annotation, biological process: regulation of mRNA processing; protein phosphorylation; spliceosomal complex assembly. Lineage: Eukaryota; Metazoa; Chordata; Aves; Charadriiformes; Charadriidae. The record is from RefSeq and is a predicted model, not a curated record. Bases 1 to 1959 code for a protein of 652 amino acids. Gene Ontology annotation, molecular function: ATP binding; protein kinase activity. The transcript has 15 exons.